AUGCUGAACUUCUAUCUUCUCUUCAUCGUACUUCACGUCUCUGAAGGCUGUAUUCUGGUAAACAGUGGAAGAGCACUGAGUAUCACAGCUCAUACAGGAGAGUCAGUACUGCUGCCCUGUUCCUGCACUGAUCUAAACUCCACACCUGAUACAUUCACCUGGGAGAAACACAACACAAUCAGUAACAGAUAUGAGGAGAUAUCCAGUGAGAGUGAUCAGUACAGAAACAGAGUUCAGCUGUUUAAUAAUCUCUCUCCAGCUAAUCUCUCUCUACUCAUAUCACACCUGACUGAAGAGGAUGAUGGAUGGUACAGGUGUAAAGUUAAACAUGGUGAAUACACAGACAUCAGACUCUCUGUUAAAGACUGUUCUCUGGUAAACAGAGGAGAAAUACUGAGUAUCAACGCUCAUACAGGAGAGUCAGUACUGCUGCCCUGUUCCUGCACUGAUCUAAACUCCACACCUGAUACAUUCAGCUGGAGGAAACUCAACACUAUCAGUAACAGAUGGGAGAACAUAUCCAGUGAGAGUGAUCAGUACAGAAACAGAGUUCAGCUGUUUAAUAAUCUCUCUCCAGCUAAUCUCUCUCUACUCAUAUCACACCUGACUGAAGAGGAUGCAGGAGAUUACAGGUGUAAUAUUAAACAUGGUGAAUUCAGAGACAUCAGACUCACUGUUAAAGUUACAGCAGAGGUCUCAAGACAAACCUCUUCAACUACUCCAAUCACAUCAUCAUCUCCCAGACCUAGUGCUACACCCAACACACUUCCUCCAGCUGAAGGACAGAGACAGGGACAGAUGGAGAGCAAAGAUCAAAAGCAGCAGAGAAGAGAGAAGGACACCCAGGAUCAAGUGACAUACUCCACUAUAGCCCACAGUAACACAACCAGACAAGUCACGGUGACGGACACUGAAGAAAACACUGAAUACGCCACCAUCAGAGGUUCUCCACACUCUCUGCCAUUUGUCCCGUUUGCCUUGGCAACAGUGAUCUUCCUCCACAUUAUAGUAGCUGUGGUUUACUGCACCAAGAGAACUAAAGGUGCCCUGUCUUAUAUAUGA
This is a messenger RNA of Astyanax mexicanus (Mexican tetra), 1062 nucleotides long. RefSeq names its product cell surface A33 antigen-like. The record is from RefSeq and is a predicted model, not a curated record. Gene Ontology annotation, cellular component: external side of plasma membrane. The coding region runs from base 1 to 1062 and encodes 353 amino acids. Lineage: Eukaryota; Metazoa; Chordata; Actinopteri; Characiformes; Acestrorhamphidae. The transcript is spliced from 8 exons. Gene Ontology annotation, biological process: cellular response to lipopolysaccharide; T cell costimulation; negative regulation of T cell proliferation.